Messenger RNA from Sinocyclocheilus grahami, 4472 nucleotides. RefSeq names its product membrane-associated phosphatidylinositol transfer protein 2-like. The transcript has 21 exons. Gene Ontology annotation, biological process: phospholipid transport. The coding region runs from base 31 to 3333 and encodes 1100 amino acids. Lineage: Eukaryota; Metazoa; Chordata; Actinopteri; Cypriniformes; Cyprinidae. Gene Ontology annotation, cellular component: cytoplasm. The record is from RefSeq and is a predicted model, not a curated record. Gene Ontology annotation, molecular function: phosphatidylcholine binding; phosphatidylcholine intramembrane carrier activity; phosphatidylinositol transfer activity.
CCUUCACGCCACAGCAUUUCUGAAUGGCGCAUGCAGAGCAUCGCCAGAGAUUCGGAGGACAGCACAGAUGACGAGUUCUUUGACGCUCACGAGGGCUUCUCUGACAACGAGGAGAUCUUUGCCAAGGAGAUCACCAAAUGGAGCUCCAACGAUCUGAUGGAUAAAAUCGAGACAGCGGAGGCAGAGGAAGCCCAGGGUGACUAUCAAGAAUCGGGUGGGGAGUUUUCUGGGACUGCCAGCGUGGAGCGACUCAAUGAGAGACGCAGAUCCAUGCGGCGCUGCAGCGUCCGUAAGCGUCGACGUACAGCACGCAAACGCCCAGCUGACUGUUCCUCACAGCAGUGCUUACAGCCGUCCAAGAUCCACGUCCUCAUCCUGGUCCUGCACGGCGGCAACAUCCUGGAUACGGGCAGCGGAGACCAGAACAGCAAACAGGGGGACGUCAACACCAUCAGCAGCGCGUUCGAUGCUGUGAUGCGGGUUCAUUACCCCACUGCAUUGGGCCGCAUUGCCAUCCGCCUGGUUCCGUGUCCGGCCGUGUGUGUGGAGGCCUUCUCUCUGGUGUCAAAUUUGAGUCCUUACAGCUAUGACGAAGGCUGCCUCUCCAACAGUCAGGAUCACAUCCCUCUGGCCGCCCUGCCCCUAUUGGCCACCUCUGCACCACAGUACCAGGACGCCGUGGCAACGGUCAUAGUGCGAGCCAAUCAGGUCUACGGUGACUUCAUCAAAUCCCUGGAGGGAGCCACUUUCACCGGACAGGUGUGUCUGAUUGGUGACUGUGUGGGAGGCAUUCUGGGAUUUGAUGCUCUCUGCAGCAGCAACGUCACUGUGUCAGAGAGUCAAAACAGCAGCCGACGUGGCAGCAUUGUUAGUGUGCAGGACAAUGACCUGCUGUCACCGGGGAUCAUUAUAAACAGCACUCACUGCUCAGGUUUGACUCUGGAGGGCAGUCGGCACCUCAGCCGCAGUAAUAUAGACAUUCCUCGUUCCAGCGGUCCGGACGACCCCAAAAAACAGCUGCCCCGCAAACGCAGCGACUCCUCCACCUACGAGCUCGACACCAUCAAACAGCACCAGGCCUUCCUGACCAGUCUGCACGCCAGCGUUUUGAGGAACGAUCCGGGUUCUCGCCGGUCCAGCAGCAGUACCAUGCUAGAGGGAGGAGGAGCUCUGGGAAAGUUUGACUUCGAAGUAUCUGACUUCUUCCUCUUCGGCUCUCCGCUAGGCCUGGUCCUCGCUCUGAGGAAAACCGUCGUCCCUUCUUUGGACAUGGCUCAUCUUCGUCCAGCGUGCCAGCAGGUUUACAACCUGUUCCACCCGGCGGAUCCCUCUGCCUCACGUCUGGAGCCUCUGCUGGAGAAGCGCUUCCACCUGAUGCCACCGUUUAGCGUGCCGCGCUACCAGCGCUUCCCGCUGGGUGAUGGCCAGUCAGCGCUGCUUGUGGAAACCAUCCAGAGUAACCCUCACCUCCUGUUGGAGAGUGUGAGCUGUGUCGCCCAGCGCUGUCAGGAUGGCAUCAGCGAGACUUCCAUUCCCGUCCCUGUGCUCAACUGGCAAGCCACGCCGGCCCCCGCCGAGUCGGACGCGAUGCAGUCUCACAGCAUUAUGUUUGCGGAUCACUCCAAUCCUUCGUCUCCGGCAUCUGUUCCAGCCUUCCGCUGGGCGCGCAGGGCCAGUGAAACCAGCAUCGCCAGCCAGGUGUCGGGGUUAGCGGACAGUUACACCGCCUCCAACAUCGCCAACAUAGCGCAAGCAUGCCAACUUAGUCUCUCCAAAAAGCUCAGUCUUUUGUCCCAAUUGGCGCUUCCCUAUAAUAAAAGCGGCUCCCGAAGCCAUUCCCCCAAAUCCAGCAAAGCGCCAAAUAAGCAGCAGGUAGAAAGGCAGGAUUCCAGCUGUUGGGAUGAUUCAGAGCAGAGCGUCUCUCUAGGCUUUGAGCCCUCACCCUCGCUCGCCUCAGACCCGCCAUCUCCAUGUGUCCCGCUGGACAUCGAGCAAGUCGCUGCUCGCUGGUGGGGCACGAAGCGCAUUGAUUUCGCUCUGUAUUGUCCUGAUGCUUUGACUGCGUUCCCCACCGUGGCUCUACCUCACCUGUUUCACGCCUCCUACUGGGAAUCAACGGACGUUGUGUCUUUCCUGCUCCGACAGGUAAUGAGGCAUGAGAACUCCAGUAUUUUAGAACUAGAUGGGAAGGAGGUGUCAGAAUUCACUCCGUCCAAACCGCGGGAGAAGUGGAUGAGGAAGAGGACCCACGUGAAGAUCAGGAACGUUACGGCAAACCACCGCGUGAACGAUGCCGUGUUUACAGAGGACGGGAAUCAGGUGGUCAUGGGUCGCUUCAUGUACGGGCCGCUGGACAUGGUCACACUGACAGGAGAGAAGGUGGACAUCCACAUCAUGACCCAGCCUCCGUCCGGCGAGUGGGUGUAUUUCAGCACAGAAUUGACCAAUAGCAGCGGCCGGGUUUCCUACAUCAUUCCCGAGAGCAAGCGGCUGAGCAUCGGCGUGUAUCCGGUCAAAAUGGUGGUCAGGGGCGACCACACAUCUGCUGACAGUUACCUGACGGUGCUGCCGCGCGGCACUGAGUUCGUCGUGUUCAGCAUCGACGGCUCUUUUGCUGCCAGCGUGUCCAUCAUGGGCAGUGACCCUAAAGUGCGAGCAGGAGCGGUUGAUGUGGUCAGGCACUGGCAGGAUCUGGGUUACCUGAUAGUGUACGUGACGGGACGUCCAGACAUGCAGAAGCAGCGUGUGGUGGCCUGGCUUUCACAGCACAACUUCCCUCAUGGGAUCGUGUCCUUCUGCGAUGGGCUCGUACACGACCCCCUCCGACACAAAGCCAACUUCCUCAAGUGUCUCAUCACAGAGGCACAUAUGAAGAUCUUCGCUGCUUAUGGCUCCACUAAGGACAUCUCUGUGUACACGUCAUUGGGUCUGUCGCCAUCUCAGAUCUACAUCGUAGGGAGACCAACGAAGAAAAUGCAACACCAGUGUCAGUUCAUCGCCGACGGCUACGCGUCUCACCUGUCCCAGCUGGAGUACAAUCAGAGAUCGAGACCCGCUAAGACCGGCAGCACUCGCAUGGUCCUGCGGAAAGGCAGUUUCGGGCUUGGCGGCAGUAGCGAUUUCCUGCGGAAGCGCAAUCACCUGUUGCGCACCAUUUCCUCACAACCCACAUCCUCCACGCCGCCCGUGCAGAUAGGACGUCCUGAACGUGCGCAGAGCCAAUCGGAAUGUGACCGCGAGCGGGCAGAACGUGCCCAGAGGAGCAUGAGCAUCGCUGCCGGUUGCUGGGGCCGAACCAGCAAACUAGAGGGUGGAGCCCUGAGCCCAAAAUAGGCUCCACCCACCAGGUCCAAAUUAUGGAGGCACUUCGUUCUGGAGGCACAUGGGGCUGUAUUACAACAGACUCUGUGAGCGAACCUCAUGGCAUUACUAUUGUUGCAUGGGAAUUGUUUUCGUUCAUGUUUCAGUUUUUUUUUAGUCCGGCAGCCAAAUAUUUUCCAGAAAUCUAGCGCCUUACGCAUGUCUCUGGGUCUUGGCCCUCGCCUCUGACUUGACUGAAUGUACUGUUGGGACUGAAACACGGAUCGUUGGGUGGGUAUGGACUUUUCCCGCUUUUCCUAUAAUUCCCCUUCCAGUGUCCGCAGAGAUUCCCACACAUGUAAAUACGUGCCUCCUCUUACCUGCUCAGGGCAGCCAUGAACUCGAGGAGCUGAUAAGACCCAGAGACCAUUUCACAUCCCUCUUCUCAUUGGUUUCUGUUGGGCCAGCCCAUAUCGGCAGUCUCUCGGAGUCGAAUCCCAGCAGCAUUUGGCAAUAAGGAUCAAAUCGCGUCACACCAAACUCCGUCUGCAGGUCAUCAGAGGCCUUAACUUCUUAUUUAGAGCACGAACGAACUCUCAAAGGAACAGCUAUCCCUUUACAAGGCCAUCUGCUUGCAAUACCUCCGGGAUGCCACCUCGACAUGGGCUGCUGGGUCACGUUUCUUUCUUUCUUGCUGUUUUGUUCACUUCUGAGCCACCAAACACGAUCGUAAGCACACGCCACAACUGCUGAAGUAAAACUUUUCCGCUGCUGCUGUUGCUGUCGACGUGGAGAGAAUUUCCCAUCGAGGACGCGCCGUGCAGCUCGCUGUAUUUGCAUGACGACAAAGGACAAUUUUCCCGAGAUUUCGCUCGAUCAUUUUCUCUCAAAAUCCUUUGCACUCAUUUCCCGGGUGAUCGGGGAGCGAUUCGCUCGACUUGCUCGCUCGAUCCCGCCGACGGCCAAAACGAUUCAUUUCGAAAGCUGUAGUUCUGCAACUGCAUAACCUCAUUGUUUUUUUUGCACUAGUGGAAUAGUGGAGGUCCUUGUUACCAUCUCAUGUCGCUACAUAAUGUUUGCGUGUAGUACAUGGCCCUUAUUAUUUAUGGCAGGGUAUUUUGUGCGCAUAUGCACGAUUAUAUAUUUCUCUGAUAUAUAGGAAACAGCGAAAA